Messenger RNA from Oncorhynchus tshawytscha (Chinook salmon), 1459 nucleotides. It is a transcript of the gene rwdd3, whose product is annotated as RWD domain containing 3. Gene Ontology annotation, biological process: positive regulation of protein sumoylation; positive regulation of hypoxia-inducible factor-1alpha signaling pathway. Gene Ontology annotation, molecular function: protein binding. The record is from RefSeq and is a predicted model, not a curated record. The coding region runs from base 265 to 1041 and encodes 258 amino acids. Lineage: Eukaryota; Metazoa; Chordata; Actinopteri; Salmoniformes; Salmonidae. The transcript is spliced from 4 exons.
UGAGAUGUUUGACGAGCAGGUAUCCACAUACUUUUGGUCAUGUAGUGUAGUUUUAUUUACAAGUUGAACUAGCUAGCUACACUACAAGUAAAUCCGCUCUCUUGACCAUAGUUUCUUGUCUGGAUACGGGUGGAACUAAAAAUAGGGACUUGAAGUACAUCGGACAUAAACAACAAGCACACAUUUAACGCGUACAUUUUUUUACAAAAUGAGUGAAAGAAGCACCGAUUUCUUUUGAGAUAUUUUGAAUGACAGUUAUUUGAAAUGUCUGAGCUGGCAUUGGAUGAAAUGUCCGUUUUAUCAGCAAUAUACUGUGAAAAGGACGAAUUUGAGCUACUUGAGAAAUCAGCAGAAAAGGGACUUGUAUUCCGCAUCCAGAUGGAGGUGGAAGCAGCCCCCAGUGAGAGAACUCUUUUGAGUCUCCUCUUCCAGCUGCCAACAGAGUACCCCCACUGUGUCCCAAAAAUAAGUGUCAGCUCUAAACAGCUCUCCAGGAAACAAUGCCAACACAUCAAGCGGAGUCUGCUGGAAAAGGCCUCCGCACUGGAGCCAGACCCCAUGGUUCAUGAACUACUGCUGUGGCUCCAACAGAACUUCACUGAACUUACUUUAAAUGACCAGUCCCUGGUGGAGGUGCAAGAGGAGGGUGGUGAGGAGGAGACGUGGAUAGCUCUUUUUCUAAUAGACCAUAUGAGGUCCAAAACAAAAUAUAUAAAGGCAAUUGAAAAGUGGAGCACGGAUUUGGGGCUCACCGGAAGGCUGUUCUUGGGGAAGUUGAUAUUGGUCCUUCUGCAAGGCGCAAGGAGGAGUAUCAAGGAAUACAUCCAUCUCCAGAGAACUGUGAAAGUAGAUGUGGAUUCAUCAGGAAAGAGAUGCAAAGAGAAGAUGAUGAGAGUUCUUUGCGAAACCCAAGUCUCAGACCUCAAACGGAUCUCAUCUUUUGAAAUCAAAGAGUUUUUGUCCCUCGAGGAGCUACAAAGGGAGUUUGAGCAAGUUGGACUAUUGAAACUGUACCAAGAGUUUGUGUCCACAUUGCCGUAGCCAUCAUGGCUUUUGUCAAGUCAUGCUUUUCCAGACUGGUGCAGAUUAUGUGAACUUUAUACUUUCCAUAUGACAGUCAACGGAAGGACUAAUCUAAACAUCUGAUUAACAUUCAGUUAUGGGUUACAUUUGUGCAUUGAACAUGUAAAAGGUAUUCAAAAGGUUUUUCUACCAUCCACAUGAUGGCAGCAAAGUCUACCAUUUGAAUCAAAGAUUUGUAUACAGACGCGUAUCGUUCUGAUGCCUAGCGUCUGAAAUUAAUAACAGCCAUACAGUUUUAGCCUCGCGAGCCACCCUGAUUUCGCAAGCUUACAUACAGUGCAUUCGGAAAGUAUUCAGAUCCCUUGACUUUUUCCACAAUUUUGUUACGUUACAGACUUAUUCUAAAAUGUAUUAAAAAUAAAAAUGUCUACAUAGA